UGUGUGUGUGUGUGUGUGAGAGCAGUGAGAACUACAGCUCCCACCGCCGCUGUGGACCACGUGUCUCUUUAACUGAGGUAUUCUCAGGACGGGGAGGGGGUGAAUGGGUUCAUCGGGUUCAUGUAGUAUUGGACUCCUUCCUUCUCCCAUUUCAGGUUGGCCGCCUCCCUCGGUAAAAGGGCUAGCUUUAAGGCAAGUGGGGUGAUGGAAGUUUGCAGAGGAAAGGGCUAAAUAGGCGAGCUUGACCUUUUAUUCGGGACACAGUAAAGUCGAUCAGCUGGUGACUCCAAGCUGCCAUUUUUAGGUCAUUCGAGGCGUCUCGCUAACUUGUUUGUAGCGCCAGCCCAGCUGAUGAAUGAGCCCGCUUUAUUCGUCAAUUAGUCGCACCAGUGGGAUGGGGGGGAUCGCUUUGUCCUGUGUUGUCUAGUGGCGGAAUAUAAAUCAUGAUGGCUGAUGGAUGUUGCAGAGGGAUGGAGAGAGGCAGGGGUAAGAUUGCAUCAGAUUCUUUACCGAGACCCACAUAUCCUCAGCAAUAUGUCCAGACCGGAUCCCAGCAGCAGCAGCAGCAGGGCAGUGACAUCCAGGAGUUGGCCUCCAAACGCGUCGACAUCCAGAAGAAACGCUUCUACCUGGAUGUGAAGCAGAGUAUCCGCGGACGCUUCCUAAAAAUAGCCGAGGUGUGGAUCGGAAGAGGCCGGCACGACAACAUCAGGAAGAGCAAGCUGACGCUGUCUAUGUCGAUGGCCCCCGCGCUCCGCUACUGCCUGGGAGACUUCAUCGAUUAUUACGCCCGGAUUGGACUGCGGGGGGGCCUCGCGCCUCCGCAGCUCGAGGAGCACAGCAGCAGCAACGGCCAGGGCCGCGCGCGCGACUCCCGCCGGAGAGCACAGGAGCCGCACGCGGGGCUGUCUCCAGACGGCUCCGCGGUGUCCGACGACCAUGCCCACCGCGUCCUCAAGAGCGAGUUUAUCGAGAGAGACAACAGGAAGUACUUCCUAGACCUGAAGGAGAACCAGCGGGGCCGGUUCCUCCGCAUACGGCAGACUGUCAGCAAAGGACACGGCACCAUAGGCUACUACGGCCAGGGCAUCGAGCAGACCAUAGUGCUGCCCGCCCAGGGGCUCAUCGAGUUCCGGGACGCGCUGUCGCAGCUUAUCGAAGACUACGGCGACGAAGAGAGCGACGACCGCGGCCGAACCGGGUCCAGGAACCAGGACGACAACCCCGAGCUUCCCGAGGCUGCGUCCUUCCGGGUGGACAACAAGAGGUUUUACUUCGACGUCGGGUCCAACCGCUACGGUGUCUUUUUAAAAAUUAGCGAGGUGCGCCAGCCGUACAGGAACACCAUCACCGUGCCCCUGAAAGCCUGGGCUCGCUUCGGGGAGAACUUCAUCAGGUACGAGGAGGAGAUGCGGCGGAUUUUCUCCUGUCACAAAGAGAAGAGGACAGACGCACGGCAGGACAGCGAGGACCAGGAGGACUGACCUUGGCAGUAGGCUGUGUCCGUGUCCGUUUUGCAUGUGUUCUAGGAAAUGUCCAGACGUGACAGUAUGACAGUCCCCCUCAUAUGUGUCCCUACAGUAGCCCGUACUACACUAGAUGCAGUGUCCCGCGUUAACUUUAUGGCUCAAAGGGCUGUUAAACUCCACAUCUCAACCUGCCAAGGAGUCAUGUAUUCAGCCCAAAUGUCUGUAUCUGGGAAAUAAUAUCGACUGUUCUAAUGUCUUCAUUUCUCAGUGCUAUUUAAUGCACUCUAGGCACUUAGACAGGGGCAACCCCAGGCCUAUUUGGUGGCCCUGAGCAGAAUUUUACACCCCCCCCCCAUCCCCUUGUAACUUGAAGAAGGUGCUGUAAUUUACAGCAUUGUUUAUUUCUAAUAAGUGACAUGGAAAGGUGACGCUAGUGUUAUGCCUGCUAAACCAUUCUUAAUAUUUAGUCCCCAACGCCGGGCUGUAAUCAGUUUCAUGUUGGGCGAAUGUGCAGGACAGCUGUCCACCACAGCCCCAUCACAGAAAGUACCACCAAAAAACAACAACUUGUAUAGCCCACAAUACAUUAACUUCAUAUAUGUUCAGUAUAGCAUAUUAUUUAUUAUGCAGUGAUUAAGUGCAACACACACCGGCUACAUCACUAACAGUAUGGGCUCAAAUAGAAGAAGAAUACAGGUGUUGAGACGCAUCAUACAGAUGGUGUGUGUUGCCAUACACACACACACACACACACGUGUGUGUGUGUGUGUGUGUGUGUGUGUGUGUGUGUGUGUGUGUGUGUGGCUUCUUGUCAGUGGCAAUGUACCCAACCCGUUGACCAAGUUCGAUAAGGGGACAACAAUGAGUCCACACAUUUCUUAGCUAGUGCGAUACAUCUCCUUUUCUGAUUCUACCCAACACAGGCACUUAUAGUCCACGUUUCCUUUUAAGCUUUGUGUCACGUGCAGAUACUAAUGUUUGAUUUGUUUCUUGCUUUGAAUCUCAAACACUUGAACAAGCGAUGUGCGUCAUGUGGCAUAAAGAGAUAGGUGAAGGUAGAAACCCUGAUGUUGAAUUGGUAGCUUGGGUAGAAAUGAGUGGUAGAAUAGAAUGGGCCAUUUACAUGCACAUAAUAUAUCGGGUUUUGCCCUUAUUCCGAAAAAGACAGUACUAACUAAGCUGUUUCCGUGUCUUAUGAAAGUGAAAAUUCCACCAAUAUUCCCAUUUUUUUCCCCAUCCUGAUUUUUUUUCUAACUUUUCCCCCAGUGGUGGACGUGUUGGCCCGUGCAAACACAGCCUCCCUCUUUCCUUCAUCCAUCGUCUUGAAAAACCCUGUUCAUAUCCAAGUCCUACAAUGUUUCAAAGUAGCUGUGUUUGUGGCCGUGCAAACUGUUGACUGGUUGGUUUGUGUACAGUAACCAUAGCAACGCACAGAGGUGACCGUAAGCCGUAAACAGGCAAGAGGCCGUAAACUGAGGUAAUAACCCAGAUUGAUACUGAAUGCGCUGUCUACAUGUCCAAAGAAUGCUUCUAAAACCCAAAUAAUACCGGCAUAUCAUCUUAAUUGGAGAAAGCUGUACUCGGAGAAUGUCCAAACAGAAUAUGCAUGUUUACGUGGAAUUCUGAAUAUUGUCUAUUAUCGGAAUAAUAGUGGGAUAUUAGCGUGCAUUGUAAACGAACUCAAGUGUUGUCAUAUAAGGAGGGGAUGAAGUUGUCUUAGAGUGUCCAUGUCUUACCCAUGUGUUCUUUUGAGUCCCUAACGGUCCAUCAAGUGCUGCUUGGAUGGCAGUGGGCUGUACAUAGAGGCUCCGUGUAUACUAUAAGAGACAAAGAGCCCGAUUCAGACUGGGACUAGUCUAGUCUGGGACUAAGUGUCCAACUACAGCUGCUCAUUCCCGACCCCGGAGUCAGUACUUGGCCAUUUAACCCUUGUGUUGUUCACGGGUCAAAUUAGACCUGUGUUCCCUAGACCUAAGUUUUUUUAAUAUCAGAAAUAUUUUUUUCUUCUAACCUAUCAAAUGCCCCAAAAAUAUCAUAGAUGCCCUGUAGAUUUCAUAAGGGUCAAAAUUCAUUAAAACCAUGUCAUAUUGGACCAUUUGACAGAAAUCCAUGCUGUUUUUCUCUUUAAAAAAAUGACUCCAAACAAUAAAAAAAAUUCCCUAAAAAUAAAAAAAAGUAGUACGGAAGACCGAAAAUGUGCGUAAGGAGGCCGGUUGGGGGGGCGAGGACCGGGGUUUAUGUCCCGUUCCUGUCCCGCGUGUCACUGAAAUGUCAUUUUGUACCCCCCCCCCCCACCAUCUGUUUCCUAAUCCACCUGUCUCCUUUGGUUGUGCUACAUGUCAGUUAAACGCCCCCCCCCCCCAGAGAAUCCUAGUGAGGCCAAGAGUCCCGACAAAGCGUGACUAAAUAUGACGCCGACGGAAACUUUUUGCGUCAAUAACCGACGCCAAAGUCACCGGACCAAGCGUCGCUUUUUGACGCGAUGGGACUGAGAAUGUGUCGUCAGGUAGAAUCAGCCGAGCGACACAGCCACGGUUUAAACUGAGUGAAGAGACGGCGUUGUAUCUGGCUGGGACGAGUCCUGAUAGAGGACAUCACGUCUUCUUGUACUUAUUCAUACAGUAUAAGAAAUGAAAUAAAGCGGCUAAUUAUUGAAAGGCAGUGUAAAAUGUAACAAAGAAGCUUCAUCUAUUCUCGCCCAUCAUAAUGUUUGUCCUUUUUACUGAACUGUAGCAUCUGGAACGUGAAAGUGUCUGAGUCGGGCCCUUUGUCUUAGAGGACCUCUGACUGCUGUCUCCUCUCAGUGUAAUGGAGUUGAGAUGUAAUGUAAUGACUGGUAUUGGUGUAGGAUGGGGGGGGGAAUGCAAAAAAAGUUAAGAAAAAUCAGUGUUGUACUGGUGGCAGGCGAUUCUUGUGAUGCCUUUAGGUGCGUGAAAAGCACAGGACUAGUUGGCUGUGGUGUGUUUGCUGUACUGUCUGGUGUAGGGCAUGAACCUUGAUGAUUCUGUGAGUUGUUUUAUUUUCAUAUGAAUGGCAAAAUAUAUAUAUAUAUAUAUAAAUAUAUAUAGCAGUGUAGGAAGUAUAAUUCAAAGCACAAUUUAUUUAAAAAAAUAUGAUGUGGAAUUAGAAUAUAUAUAUUAAAUUCUUUCUAUUGAUUUGAUUCUGCGUUGAUAUCCAGUGGAUUUGGCUCGAGCGGCACUUUUUCUCAAAGAUGAAAUCUUGCCUCAGCCACGACAUUAAGAUAAAGACAUGAUAUUUACUCUCCUGAAAGUGGGAUGUGAGUUCCUGGAAAGGAAUAAUGUCACCUGUCUUUUGUAUUCCAAAUAGCAUUCCUAAACGCACUUUAAAUAAAAGCUGCACUUUUGUUCCGCUGCUUUCGAAUCAGCUGACGUGAAGGGACCAUCUCUAUCCAGGCCUUGGGUGUGAAGUGACAAUCAUGGAUCCCUGCUUCUAGAAUCUGACGGGCUGCAGUCACACACAACUCCAUCACGGUCGGAGUCCGGUUCUGACAGUCUGGAGAUAAACACCUUGUGCAUAUUAAUGCAAGCACCACAUGUUAAAUAAUCAUUGUCAUUGAUUUUUUUUGUGAAAUGAGCACAAAAUCUGGAAGGCAGAUUUUGUUCAGUGGACAUGAGCAAUAGUAAGAUUACUGAUGCAUGACUGGACGUCUUCCGACUGUUACUAUUUGAAAUUUAUUAGAAACAUUGGAAUACUGUAUGUUGUGUGUGUAAUGUGUAAUUAUCUGCCUGAAAUUCCCAGUUCAUUAGCUCAACAGGCCGAUCACUGCAGCAGGAUCCAUCUGGUAAAUGCCCUGUCCAUCUGAUCCCUGUCCAUCUGAUCCCUGUCCUGCUGUCCAGCUUUUUUGAGUGAGCAAUCUUUUUGAAUUUUACACCAAAGAUGGCACCAAAACUUAGUAGGCCAACAUUUUUUCUUCAGUGUGGAUUAACAAUAGAUCACGCGGGCAGUGUUUUAGUACUCCAGACCGGUCUUGGUCUCAAGACCGCUUUUUGAAAGUCUCAGAAUUGACUGCAAUUUCACUCGGUCUCAAAUAAAAGGAUCGUAUUUCAAGACCGGUCCAGACCACAACUGCAGGGAUAUCACUAAAUUGCUUGUGUAUUACUGUAUUGAAUGUAAAACUUCCUAACAUGCAACCCCUCAAAGUCUCUGUCUCAACCCCUCCAAGUCUCUGUCUCGACCCCUCCAAGUCUCUGCCUCGACCCCUCCAAGUCUCUGUCUCGACCCCUCCAAGUCUCUGUCUCGACCCCUCCAAGUCUCUGUCUCGACCCCUCCAAGUCUCUGUCUCGACCCCUCCAAGUCUGUCUCAACCCCUCCAAGUCUCUGUCUCGACCCCUCCAAGUCUCUGUCUCGACCCCUCCAAGUCUCUGUCCAACCCCUCCAAGUCUUUGUCUCGACCCCUCCAAGUCUCUGUCUCGACCCCUCCAAGUCUCUGUCUCGACCCCUCCAAGUCUCUGUCUCAACCCCUCCAAGUCUCUGUCUCGACCCCUGUUGGUGAUGGUCUUGGUUUAGGUGGUCUUAACUACAACACUGCAGGCGGGUUACAUUGUAUACAUAUGAAUGAAUUAGGUGUUCCAUCUGGUUUGUUUUGAACUUUUUUAUUAAAACUUUAAGCUGGCAGCCCGAGCACAAACAGGAGAUCGGACCGUCAUAAAAAGGAAACAUUAUUUUUUUCAUGGAUUACUUCUUAAUUUUUGCUACCAAGGAAGUAUCCCACUAUCAAAGUAACGCUCCUCUGUAAAACUUUCUGGUGUUAGCAGAUUUUGUAGUUUCUUGCCAUGACUUUGUGCUCAUUUCACAACAUUUCAUGAGACCAAGAGGAAUGAAUUCAGGAUAGAAGGAAGAAGACCCUGGCUGGUCUCCGGUCUCUUCCUGUGGAACCGGCAGGGUGUGCUGGAUGUCGGGGGUGGAAGCCUCGUCAGAGAGAUCUUGUUGGCAAGUUUUGUCGGACUGCAGCGCUAAAACGAUUCAUGAGAAAGCUGAGUGAGACUUUUAUUAUUUGUGUAAAAUGAAUGACCCCGACUUAAAAGAAGAACAAAUUAACCCCCACUUUUCUUCGUCCAAAAUCUAAAUAAUGAAAUGUAUAAAUAAAUAGAUAGCUAGCUAUAAAGAUAACAUUUUAGUCUCUAAUUUGCAUAAUAAAAAGUUGGUAUUUAAUAUAUUCCUAUAUGUUAUGUGUUUCCCUUACUAACAAGUCUAUCCGUUUAUAUUGCUGCUGAGCUGUUUCUAAAGCACGCCACCAGAAUGAAGUGAUUUCAGCCCUCCGGCCCAGAAGACAAACACUAAGAUAACACAUGAUUAGAAAAAGGAAAUUGGAAACUUCCCGGCAUUAAAGAUUGCCUUUUAGCUACAGCAGCCAGACAACGCUGCCGUGUGUGUGACGCCGGAGCAUCGUUGAGCGUGACGUCGUGGCGUGUGCGUUCUUCCAGCGUGCGUCACAUAGAAGAGACAACAUGGGGAAUAAAGUCGCACAAAAGCUGUUUGCAAUCAACCGCGCCGACUGAAAGAGAAAGAAUUCCCUGUGCGAUUGUUAGCAACAUUUCAGCUGCACUCACUUUCAGGUUUUUCAGGUUCUGGAUCAUCAGUUUCUCAAUUGUGACAUCACAUGGUUCUUUCCAUGAAACUUCCUAGUCAAAUAGCUGAGAAAUGUUGGACCUGUAAAAGCCAGAGACACUGACAGCCAUCUAUAAUUCAGAGUGUGCAAUUUGAAAUGUAAAUGAGUAUCUUCCUCAGUGACAGAGAACAGCAGCUGUGGUCAGCCUGACUUACCCGGGACAUUGGAAUCCAAUCAGGAUCUUCUUUCGUCCACCAGCCAAACGGCUAGAGAAGGCUGAAAUUUGACCAGCCACUCAAUAGAUGACCUUGGUUGGUUGUUUUUUUGGCUGGUGAGUGAUGCAAAUUUACCAGCCACUUGCAUUCAUUUACCUGCAAUUGGUGAUAGAAAGAUGGUGCUGAUUUUGAACCAUGAUUCCAAUGGUGGAAGGUCAGUGGAGAACCAGGGUCAACGUGUUUAAGCUGAACUGAAUUUAACAUUGUACAUUUAACAAAGUUUUGUCAGAGCAGCCCUAUGAGCUCCUAUUUCUCUUCUUUUACACAUAAAAAAAGAAACGCAUAUGGCAAUGUCCACUGGCUUUCUGGAACUUUUAGCCCCAUGACACGGCCUUGAUUUGAGAGGUUCUAGUGCGCUGAGGGAGGGACCGAUGACAUUCAGAUGACACCGUCAUGAGUAGAAAAGCACAUCGUGCAAGCAGCGCGUUCAGCCAGAGGUUGACCACGGCUGCUCUUCACCGCGCUCAGGAGAGUACAAACAGUAGCUGAAGGUUUGACUUGUAGAGACCAGAUUCUGGGGUUGUUACUUUGAAGUGAGAAAUGGCAUACACCCACGCUGCUAGUGUGCUCCUUCCUGUCUCGUGAGUCAUUGGUUUUGAGUGGACGGCCAGCAGAGAGCUACAGCUGAAGGGCUCCAGGAUGUUGGACUGUGAUGGGAGGACUGGGCUGUAAACACAGACCCAACGUGUCCAACCCUGACGCCUUAAAACACCGUUACCAUUUGACUGUACCUUUGCUUAUUUGAAUCCGUGUGCUUUGUUAUAGCAAAUACGGGAAUUAUACAAAAGUCCACUUACACGUAUUCCUGUAACGUUUGGAUGGCACAGUCACAGCCAAGAUAAAAACGGAUCAAAGUGCCGAGGUGGGAUUCACCUGGACAAAGUGUGUGUGUGUACGUGUGUGAUGUGAAUGUAUGCACACUGAAGAAGACGUUCUGGUUUGCUGUUUAGUUUUGCCUUCUGUUCACCAAGUGGGAAAUGUGGAGAUGUAGCUGUUUGGUAAUCAUUUAAAAAAAAACUAAAAAAAAACUGAAGUGAAUAAUGGAAAUGUGAAAAGGUGUAUAUUUAAUUACAUGUAAUGUAAUGCAUUGGUGUGUCCUAUUAGUCCUGUAGAGUACGACUUAAAAAACAAGGAGGUUUUAUACUCUAGCACUUUCUUUAAUGUGUACUGUAUUAGUUCAUCUUCUACAUGUUAAAGUACUGUAUGAAUAUUCAUUACUUGCCUUGUAAUGUUCGAAACGAUGCUACGUUUUAGAAAUGGUAACCAAGAAAACUACGUUUUUAGAGUGUAUGCAUGCCAAUGGUUGGGUCCCAGUAUAACAGGAAAACUAUAUGAAAAAAUGGUGCUAUGUUACAUUAUAUAAAGGUGCUUCUAUGGACCCCAGCUGAAUGCAUGCUAAGAGGAACUAUCAAAAGAAGAAGAAAAAAAAGAGCAAAUGGAUGUCUUACUACUGUUCUCGAGUGAGUGCUGCCUUCCAAAUAUAUCGGAGAAUUUGGAAAAAUCCAACUGUCUAUAGGUUAAAAUGCAACAGCCCUUCAAGUUUCCAAGGUAACCAACUCUGGGCCGGUAGACGAUGCUGACGGUAUGAUAACCUUCAGCAAACAUAUCCCGGUUUCACGGUAUUGCGGUAUUGCAAAUACAUGUUUGAAAUGUAUUAUUUUAAAAGGUCUGGGUAACAAAAAACAACUUUUUUUUCCCCCCACUGAACACAGUGUAUUUGAUUUUGAAACACACUGGCAUGUGAAGGGAUUUCUAAACUGCACUUUCUGUCCGUGACCACUCAUAUAAAACUGCUCAAACCGCAGGAUUAGUACGACGGAACAUUUGAGUAGUUCGGAAACUUUUUCAAUCCGCAGUAUACCUUGAAACCGGUAACCGGCCCGAGCCUCCUCCAAACAUCCAGUACAUGUAGAGCUUGUUGGGGAAGGAGCAUUUUAACUCGGACAAAGGAAGUUUUAGUGAAGCGUAAAGUCGGACAUGGGCGUGUUAUUGCACUCUGUCAGCUGGGAAUGUCCGACUGAAGACCAGAAGUGGAAUGCAUAGUAGGUGGCAGAUAUCCUACCUGGUCACAAACGGUGACGUCUAACUGUAAAUGUCAUCUUUUCAGUUUAAUAAAGUCCUGAGUCUGUUAGAAGCCCCGGAGCCACACUGACUGAACAUGGAUUGGCCCGUUUCAGAAAGGGACUCAAACUUAAAGAAGCUGUCAGUCAUCAGGUGGUUUCUGUUUUUAAGAAAAGAAAAAUGUCAUUUACAGUUACACUGCAUUUGUGGCAAAGGUCUAAAAGAUCCAUAGACAAUCUUAAUGACAUCAUUUUGUACUCUUAAUUCUUCAGAUGUUUACGUAUGUGUUUAACUAAGUUUUUUUUUAUUUCUCCAUGUGGCAGAGUUAUAGGACGUCAAACAGAAAUAUAGUGUUCAAAAGUUCAGUUGUUUGAGUUUGGAAGACUUUGUGCUGAUUGUUGCUGGAAAAGAAUUUGGGAAAAAAUAAACUGUGUAUGUUUAUUGGUUGUACUGAUCAUCUUCUGUUUUAUGUUGCUCAUUAAAUGUUUUACAGGA
Messenger RNA from Etheostoma spectabile (orangethroat darter), 9869 nucleotides. It is a transcript of the gene purg, whose product is annotated as purine-rich element binding protein G. The coding region runs from base 444 to 1484 and encodes 346 amino acids. Gene Ontology annotation, molecular function: RNA polymerase II transcription regulatory region sequence-specific DNA binding; DNA-binding transcription factor activity, RNA polymerase II-specific; purine-rich negative regulatory element binding. The record is from RefSeq and is a predicted model, not a curated record. Lineage: Eukaryota; Metazoa; Chordata; Actinopteri; Perciformes; Percidae. Gene Ontology annotation, cellular component: nucleus. Gene Ontology annotation, biological process: regulation of transcription by RNA polymerase II. The transcript has a single exon.